Cordyceps fumosorosea ARSEF 2679 is the source of this 1422-nucleotide messenger RNA. Its product is annotated as phosphatidylinositol phospholipase C. Bases 1 to 1422 code for a protein of 473 amino acids. The record is from RefSeq and is a predicted model, not a curated record. Gene Ontology annotation, molecular function: phosphoric diester hydrolase activity. Gene Ontology annotation, biological process: lipid metabolic process. NCBI's taxonomy places the organism in Eukaryota, Fungi, Ascomycota, Sordariomycetes, Hypocreales, Cordycipitaceae. The transcript has a single exon.
AUGCCUAAUCUUUCCAUCCGCAACCUCACCGUCCACCCGCUGGAGCUCGUCGCCGCCGAGCGCUUCGCAGCCGAGCGCGUCAAGACCGUCGGCGUGCUGUCGAGCAUCGGCAGCGCCGUCACCAACUUCCUCAACGCGACCGAGAGCGCCUCCUCCGAGCUGCGCGUCAAGGCGGACCUGGCCGGCACCGACCGCCGGGACGUGUCCUUCCGCGCCGAGGCUUUCCAGACGGUCGAGACGGACGUGUCCGCCGCAGACCCGUCGGCGGAGGUCGUCCGGUUGACCUUCCAGACCGAGGACCACCGCUACGAGACGGACGUGCCGAGCCCGUCGUCGCGGUCGGCCGUCAUGCGCAAGCUCGACGACGGCCCGCACGACCUCACCGUCGUGUACGUACCCGCCGCGGGGCUCGUCGCCGUGUACUCGUCGGCGCGCCUGGACGGCUGGAUGGGCGAGCUGAGCGACGCCUGGCCGCUGCCGUCGCUGUCGCUGCCCGGCACGCACAACUCGCCGACGUGCUACAAGGCGCUGCCGUCGGUGCGCUGCCAGGCCGUCGGCGUGCCGGAGCAGCUGCAGAACGGCGUGCGGUUCCUCGACAUCCGCGUGUCCGCCAGCCAGGACGACGACCGCCUCGCGCUCGUCCACAGCGUCUUCCCCGUCUCGCUGACCGGCACCAAGUGGCUCGGCGACAUGCUCGAGGACGUGUACCGCUUCCUCGAGGAGCACGGCACCGAGACCGUCAUCGUCAGCGUCAAGCGCGAGGGCACUGGCAAGGGCUCCGACGGCGACCUGGGCCGCUACCUGCGCGACGGGUACGUCGGCAAGCGCCCGGACAGGUGGUACACGGAGCCGCGCGUGCCGACGCUCGGCGAGGCGCGCGGCAAGAUCGUGCUGAUGCGCCGCUUCGGCGUCGACGACGACCUGCGCGGCGAGUGGGACGGCCACGGCUGGGGGCUCGACGCCUCGGCGUGGCCCGACAACUGUGAGGACGGCCAGGCCGGCAGCUGCGCGAUCCGCGUCCAGGACUUUUACGAGGUCACCGAGAGCGACAACAUCGACAAGAAGGUGAGCUUCAGCCACGGCCACCUCGAGCGCGCCGCCGAGCACGCGUUCCUGCUGCCCGGCGCGGAAGGCUACGACGAGGGCGCCGACAAGCCCCCGUUCUACGUCAACUUCCUCAGCGCGAGCAACUUCUUCAACGCCACGUGCUGGCCGGAACGCAUCGCGAGAAAGGUCAACCCGCGCGUGGUCGAGUACCUAUGCACGAGCCACGGCGUCGAGGGCAAGGGACCCAACAACCUGGCCAUCGGCUCCGCCGGCGCGGGCAUCGUAGUGACGGACUGGGUCGGCGCCAACGGCGACUGGGACCUGAUCCGCUGCAUCGUCGGGAUGAAUGCCCGCCUUCAGCAACUCCAAAACUAG